This is a messenger RNA of Vitis vinifera (wine grape), 687 nucleotides long. RefSeq lists its product as uncharacterized. The record is from RefSeq and is a predicted model, not a curated record. Lineage: Eukaryota; Viridiplantae; Streptophyta; Magnoliopsida; Vitales; Vitaceae. The coding region runs from base 1 to 687 and encodes 228 amino acids. The transcript has 2 exons.
AUGCCUGCGUUACCAGGCAUGGGUCACGAAUUCAAGGGAGAAAGUGGUAUAACCAUGGUGAUUGAGAACUCCCAAUCAUCUCCACCCCCACCAGCUGCAGUUCUCACAGAAGCAAAAGCAUCGACACCCUUGCGAGGGCGUGAGAUGAAAAUACGUGAAAAUAAGAAAGAGCGGAUGAAAAAGAAACGUGACGCCUUGAUGGUAGCUGCAACGUUGAUUGCAGGAAUGGGUUUCCAAAGUGCGCUUAAUCCUCCCGGUGGUGUUUGGGAUGAUGAUAAAAACUCCGGUGGGGGUAAGAUGUCAGCUGGAACCUCCAUAAUGGCCCACUACUAUCCAGAAGACUACCAACUGUUCAUGGCAUGCAACGCGGUGUGUUUCUUUGCUUCGCUAAGGAUAGUCUUUCUGGUCGUAAGUGGGGUACCUUUCGUGAGGAAAAGGAUCUUGGUGUGGCUUCUAAUGAUUAUCAUGUGGAUAACAUUAACAGGCAUGGCACUCACCUACUUGGUUUCUAUGGUGAUCAUUUCACCCACAAAGGAUGACAGCGAAGCCACGUCACUGAGAAAUAAGUUGCCUGAUAUCAGUAUAUCACUAGUGUGUUUUGGUAUUCGGGUUUUAAUAGAGGAUCUAAUCUUCAUACAGAGAUAUGUAGCAGAAAGUGAUCCAAGAAGUGUGAAGCACUCAACCUAG